AUGAUGAUGAUAAAUGGAAAAUCAUUGAAUAUAUCUCAUGAAAAAACGAUGGAAGAGAAUCUGCAUUUCCCUAGGCUGAGUGACUUAAUGUCCUGCUGUUGUGAAAUAUCACGAAUGACAAAGAAAAAACCUCCAGUGACGUUUUUCAAAUCAUAUUUAUUUCUCGAGAUUAUGUUGAAGAAUUAA
Molecule: messenger RNA, 186 nt
Organism: Clunio marinus
Lineage: Eukaryota; Metazoa; Arthropoda; Insecta; Diptera; Chironomidae
Source: the annotation of a GenBank genome assembly